AUGUCAAACAUGGACAGGAUGACCACCUGUUCCCUGCUAUCCUCGAUUAAAGAGCUCUUCCAGAAAAGCCAAACCCCAUCGGCAUCAUCAAAACGAAGUAGCACCUCCAUCGUUCCCAUUCCAGAUCUCGGAAAGCUCGACAUCAUCGAAAACACAACUUGUCCUCAAACCGAAUUCUAUGUUCAAGAGAUCCUCUCCAUUUAUACACUUCUAUCGCAACUCACUGAUUUUAGUCCUUCUCCUACUAUAAAUGUUCUAUUUUCUGAUCUCGUAGGAACAUGUAUCACUAUCGUUCCUGACUCAAUUUCAAAAGGCGUGCUCGGCGAUCCACGUAUUUCUAGCAUUUUACCUGCGCUUCGAGUCAUUUGUUCAACUGCUGAAGCAUCCCAUCGCGUGCUAGCCACCUUUCCCUACCAUAAAAACUAUGAACGCCUGACUCGUUUUGAACUCGCCGCUAUAUCCUCAACAGGCUUUUUCCUAUCUCCAACUACCAAAAUCGCAUUUAUUGGCUCCGGCCCCAUGCCUCUCACAAGUCUUUGCAUCCUAUCCGCACUUUCAACAUCAGAUCACAUGUCGUGCACUCUCUCGUCCAAUUCCUCCAUUCCUCUUCCUCUCCCACGCCAAUCCCCUGUAACUCCUCCCACCAUCAUCACAAACAUCGACAGUAAUCCAACUGCCAACACCCAAGCUCAAAACCUCUGUACAUCACUUGGUGGUCUCCCAUCUACAGGAAUGAGAUUUAUCACCGCGUUAGCCGGUUCUAACGAUCUCGAUCUCUCAGAUUACGAUAUCAUAUGGUUAGCAGCAUUGGUAGGAGGAAUCCAAGCGGAUAAAGAGGAAAUUCUGAAGAAUGUAGUGCGGAAGAUGAAGAAGGGAAGUUUGUUGAUUAUGAGAGGUGCUUGGGGUUUGAGGAGUGUACUUUAUUGUGAUUUCGAUGUCACGACGCAGGCUGUAUCUACAUAUCUGGAUAUUUGUGUUCGCAUGGAUCCAUUCGGUGAUGUGGUAAAUUCGGUUAUUGUUGGGAGGGUUAAAUGA
Sclerotinia sclerotiorum 1980 UF-70 is the source of this 1035-nucleotide messenger RNA. RefSeq lists its product as hypothetical. The transcript has 4 exons. The coding region runs from base 1 to 1035 and encodes 344 amino acids. The record is from RefSeq and is a predicted model, not a curated record. Gene Ontology annotation, biological process: nicotianamine biosynthetic process. Gene Ontology annotation, molecular function: nicotianamine synthase activity. Lineage: Eukaryota; Fungi; Ascomycota; Leotiomycetes; Helotiales; Sclerotiniaceae.